Messenger RNA from Rhodamnia argentea, 3595 nucleotides. Its product is annotated as pentatricopeptide repeat-containing protein At5g16640, mitochondrial. Gene Ontology annotation, molecular function: protein binding. The record is from RefSeq and is a predicted model, not a curated record. NCBI's taxonomy places the organism in Eukaryota, Viridiplantae, Streptophyta, Magnoliopsida, Myrtales, Myrtaceae. Bases 245 to 2710 code for a protein of 821 amino acids. The transcript has 4 exons.
AGCUCAAGUGAAAAAUCGAGUGGAACCGGCUUUCGUGGUCACGAAAAGGUCCGUGCUUUUGGACGAGUGGGGCAUAGAAAGACCCGCUCACUCAUCUGUCGAACUGUCGAUCCCGGUUCAUGGUAUCCCGCCGGCGAAAAAACUCUCUGGAGCAGUUCUUCCGAUGGCAUUCCGACGAAUGAAGUUCACCUUCGUUCGCAUCGAAAUGUUCCAGAGCGGCAGUGCUUGUGAAUAGGAUCAAAGAAUGCUGCUCAGGAAUCAUUACCAUUUCGCGGGUCUUUCUCGGUUACGCACUCGCAUCGCUGGCGUUCAAUCUGCUCCAAGAGAGCCCACUCUUACACGCCGACAUCGUUUCCGUGCACGCCCAUUAGCCUCUGCAUCGACCUCACCUGAAACCCCUGCUUCCGCUCGUGUUUCCAGUCGGGAUUCUGCUGUCCGGCCUAGGGGGACGGAUGGUUUUGAUGGGUUCGAUUCGUUUGAAAGAAUGGGUCGCGACAGUGUCUGUGAUGGAGCGGUUGUGCGCACGCCAGGUGACUGUAGUUAUGACGCUAAGCCUGGCUUCGGUAAUUAUCAAGUAGGCGAAGAGUCGAGCGGUGACGAAGCUGCGGAAAGCGCUUGUUCGGACGAGGAUGAUAGUUUUCCGGUGGUGAAACCGCUCAAUUUGAAGAAUGGACGGAGCGAUUGCAUUCGCAGUGUCGAAGAAUGUGAGGAUGAAUUGAGACACCCUUUGGUGAGGGAAGUUUGUCGGCUGGUUCAGCUUCAGUCAGUUUGGAACCCAGACCUUGAAGGUGAGCUGAGGCAUCUAUUGAGGAGCCUCAAGCCGAGGCAAGUGUGCGCCGUGCUUCGCGCACAGGAGGAUGAACGAGUCGCCUUGAAGUUCUUCUAUUGGGCCGACCGACAGUGGCGGUACCAGCAUGAUCCUGUCGUGUAUUAUACGAUGCUAGGGAUCUUGAGCAAGACCAAAUUGUGCCAAGGGGCUAGGAGAAUUAUCCGGCUCAUGCGCCGAAGGCGGAUCGUGCGCGAGCCUGAAGCUUUUGGAUAUCUCAUGCUGUCUUACAGUAGGGCAGGCCAUUUAAGGCACGCCUUGCAGGUUCUGACGUUGAUGCAGAAAUCAGGUGUUGAACCUAAUUUAUCAAUCUGCAACGUGGUGAUGAAUGUCCUUGUAAGGGCUAAUAGGCUUGAAAAGGCAUUUAAGUUCAUGGAGAGAAUGCAACUUGUUGGAAUUACUCCGAGUGUGGUUACUUAUAAUAGUUUAAUCAUGGGUUACUGUGAUUUGCAUCGUGUUGAGGAUGCCAUUGAGAUGCUUGAUGAAAUGCCUGCGAAGGGUUGUCCUCCAGAUAAGGUCAGUUACUACACUGUUAUGGAUUUCCUAUGUAGAGAAAAAAGGGUUGAAGAAGUGAGGGGGAUGCUGCAGAAAAUGGUAAGGGACGGUAAUUUAUUACCAGACCGGGUUACUUAUGAUCAUCUAGUCCAUGUGCUUGCCAAGCAUGGUCACGGAGACAAGGCUCUUGAAUUUAUGAAGGAAGCAGAACAGAAAGGAUUUCAGAUUGAUAAAGUAGGGCAUAGUGCCAUAAUUCAUUCAUUUUGUAAGGAUGGGAAUCUAGAUAAGGCAAAGGAAAUAGUGAACGAGAUGUUCUCGAAGGGUUGCAUCCCCGAUGUGGUGACAUAUACUGCUAUUAUUGAUGGGUUUUGUCAAGUAGGUAAAGUAGAUCAAGCUAGAAAGCUGCUUAAGCAGAUGGUAAGGCAUGGCUGCAAGCCAAACACUGUAUCUUAUACAGCCUUGUUAACUGGGCUCUGUCGAAGUGGUAAGUCUUCAGAAGCUAGAGACAUGAUGAACACAAGUGAAGAGGACUGGUGGAGUCCUAAUGCCAUUACUUACAGUGUUGUGAUGCAUGGGCUGCGCAGGGAGGGAAAAUUGUCAGAGGCCAGUGACGUAGCUCAAGAGAUGGUGAAGAAGGGAUUCUUCCCCACUCCUGUUGAAAUUAACUUACUUCUUCAGUCUCUGUGCGAAAAGGGAAAAGUGGACGAGGCUAAAAGGUUCAUGGAAGAAUGUCUGAAGAAGGGGUGUGCAGUUAAUGUUGUUAACUUUACCACCGUAAUUCAUGGGUUCUGUCAGACAGAUAAUUUAGACGCAGCUCUAUCUUUGUUCGAUGACAUGUACCUCAGCAGCAAACAUGCUGAUGUAUUCACAUAUACGACACUCAUAGAUGCAUUGGGGAAGAAGGGAAGAAUUGAAGAGGCAACCGACCUUAUGAUGAAGAUGUUGAAGAAGGGUUUACUUCCUACUCCGGUUACAUACAGGACAGUCAUACACCGUUAUUGUGAAAGGGGUCAGGUGGAAGAUUUAUUAAAGUUGUUGGACAAGAUGCUUUUAAGGCAAAAGUUCAGAACAGCAUACAAUCAAGUCAUUGAGAAGCUUUGUAAUUUUGGAAACUUAGAGGCAGCGGAAAAACUUCUGGGUAAGGUUCUGGGAACGGCCUCUCGUAUUGACGGCAAUACAUGCCAUGUCUUAAUGGAGAGUUACUUGAGCAAGGGGAUCCCUCUGUCAGCUUACAAAGUUGCAUGCAAAAUGUUCCGGCGAAAUAUGAUUCCUGAUUUAAAACUGUGUGAGAGAGUGAGUAAAGGACUUAUGUCAGAAGGGAAAAUGGUGGAGGCAGAUAAGCUUAUGUUACUCUUUGUGGAACGUGGACACGUUAUGCCUCAGAGUUGAAAGCAAUACUAAUCCUUGUGAAGUAUCCUUCUACACUAAAAUGCAGUUGAUAACUCCAACUUUUCUACCAUCACCUUUUUCUCAUGGUCUAGGAGCAUGGUACAUGGUGUGUAGAAGGUAUCCUUUGUUCUGAGCUUCUUCUACUUAUACAUAGGAGGAUGCCUGUUCAGACUUGAUGCAAGAGCAGAAGUCGGAAAGUGAGAUGUACCAGUGGCUGUCAUGAUCCUCUUCCUGUUUCCGGCAGAGAGAAGACCACUGUAACCUAUUUCUACAUGGAGCUUCAACUGCAGCAAGGUCUAGAGGAACUUCUGGUCAUUGUAAUUCGACAGCUACUCAGGUUCAAGAAUGGGCAGAACAGGAGUAUUUUUCAUAUCUUGAUGAGUCAAAAUCCUGAAUCAAAAUUUACAGUGUCAGGUCUUCUCCGGUCUGUCUUUUUGUGAUGCAGACACUCAGAAACCGGGGUAUUUUUCACAUCUUCGAUGAUUUUCCGCAGCAAAAGAAAAUCUUUACAAUUGACAGAAUCUGGAUAUGGGGCUUGGUCCAAUCAAGGGAGAGAGGAAUUCUAUCUGUUUCUGCCUGAACUGAUAUGCAGAAGCGACUUCAGAGUGAUUCUUCACGAGUUUCAAGCAUGAUGUUUGGCACUCUUUUGCAAGACAAAGUGAUGAAUUGUGAAGACAGACUAUACAGGACUUUUGUGGAGGUACAUGUAAUAUUUAGUAGCAACUGAUUAUUUUCUGCACUGAAGCGCACCGAUUUAGGGAAUUCAUUCUUAUCGUUUUAAACAAUAUGAAGUCAGUGCGAAUCGGGCAAAUAAAUGUGUGUGUGAGGGAGAGAGGGUUUAUAUUGGCUGAGAAUCGGCAUAACUCAAUGUCUUCUUGCAGCAUU